This is a messenger RNA of Hydatigera taeniaeformis, 1017 nucleotides long. The record is from the annotation of a GenBank genome assembly. Lineage: Eukaryota; Metazoa; Platyhelminthes; Cestoda; Cyclophyllidea; Taeniidae.
AUGCCUCAACAGGUCGAAGGUCACAUUUUCCCCAUCCAUCUGGAAUGGCUGGGUGGACGCAACACCUUCCAACAGAGCAACUUUUCCGUUCGCAACGCUUACAUAUGUCUGGAGGACAUGAAAGAUUCGGAUAUAGUCAUGCCCAUAGUCUUAGAAAAAAGAGGUGAUCAAGUCAUCUUUAGAACUGACAAUGAAACGAUGGGGAAGGACUUUGGUCUAAGUGCAAUUGUAAAUGUUCACGUUUUUCCUUCUGACCCCAAUUAUGCGGUUCUUGAAAUCUCUUCCAGCAAUGGACCUUCGCGCUUCGAGGUUCUUCAUGCACCUGGCAACGAACCAUUAAAACAACUUUACGAUUUCCUCUUUGCACGUAAUUUCGCCUAUCCUCCAGCAUCGGAUCAACCCCGAGAAGAGAAUUCACCAAUACCUUCUACUUCCGACACUUACGAAGCGCCUGAAACCGAGCAACCUGCUACCAACGGUGUCUCCACGCCUGAGAUGCAAACUGAGGAGGGCUACGAAGAGGUGGCUGUGAAACUAGUCGACGAGACGAUCAAUGGUCACGAGAGCUCAUCACCAGCAUCAGGCAUGGAGGUUCCAGUCCAAACGAAGGAUGAAAUCGCUAACAAGGAAGUUGGCAGGCUUCGAUCCUCUCCUUCAACCACAUCAGUUUCAUCGGACACUAAUGUAGAUAUGAAACAUAACGCGGACACUUCAGUGGAGUCAGUCAAGGAUGAAUCCGAUUCAAGGCAUCAGAAAGUUCUUGAAGUCGAAGCACCACGCACUAUUGAAGUCUCACGACCACGCCACUUUGGCAAGCUGCGUCUCCUUACCAACAUCAUCGUUGAGGAGGGGCUUGACACAAGGCAUCAGCGUGAUGACGGCCGCGUAUACGUGGUUUCAAGGAAAGCCUUUAGAUCUUCAAAAAUUCGGCCUUUCUCCACGGACUCUAGCGUAUUGGAAGAUGAAACUGGUUCAACGAACGAGGAGGACGAGGAUUUUCCCGUCAUUAAAGUGUGA